Panicum virgatum (switchgrass) is the source of this 1788-nucleotide messenger RNA. RefSeq lists its product as uncharacterized. Lineage: Eukaryota; Viridiplantae; Streptophyta; Magnoliopsida; Poales; Poaceae. Gene Ontology annotation, molecular function: protein binding. The record is from RefSeq and is a predicted model, not a curated record. The coding region runs from base 39 to 1325 and encodes 428 amino acids. The transcript is spliced from 2 exons.
CAAAAGGCCAAUUCUCCGUCUCUGGAGCACCACGGAAAAUGGAACCGCCCGAGGGAACAGGCGGCGGCGCCGGCGCCGCCGCUAAGAAGCCCAAGCCCUCGCCAGCGCCGCCGAUUGCGGCCCUCGCCGACAACAUCCUCCGUGACAUCCUCCUCCGGCUUCCCGACAUGGCUUCGCUCGCAAACGCCGCCCUCGCCUGCAAGCGCUGGCACCGCGUGGCCGCCGACCCCGCCGUCUUCCGCCACUUCGACGCCCUCCGCCGGCCCCCGCUUGUCGGGUUCCUCCUCACUGACCGCGGUGAUACGCACUUCCCCCGCCGCUCCCCCAACCUCCUCUUCGUCCACGCCACCCGCAACAACCCCAAUCUGGCCGCGGCCGCCGCGGAUGGCGAUUUAUUCUUCGAGGACCUCCCCGCCGUCGAUUCGGACGCCGAGGAGGGGUACGACUGGGACGAGUGGCGCGUCCGCGGCUGCGACGGCGGCCGCUUCCUCCUCUCCCGCGGCCGCGCCGGCCUCGACCUCGCCGUCUAUGACCCCAUCGCGCGGACCGCCGUCUUCCUUCGCCCACCCCGCGUAUUCCGCGGGUGCACCCACAUGGUCCGCUACGCCAUUGUUGUCGACGAGGCCGAUGGGUCCUUCCUGGUCAUCGGCUUUGAUUUCGACGGCGCUGUAUUCUCCUCCCGCACCGGCAAAUGGGUUAAAAUCAAUAUGGAAAGGGUCAAGCUGGAAAAGCGCCAUGUCAGAUACGAGUACGAGAUAUUCGACACCAUUAACUCGUUCACAAGCGAUGGAAUGGCCGCUGGCCGGUUUGCUUACUGGAGGUCGGACACCAAGAAGCACAGACACUUCGAUCCCGUUGAGAGGAUCUUGGUGCUUGACACGACCACCAUGGAAUGGUCAGUCAUCACUGCUCCAUUUCCCCCAGGGGAGUCCUACGGUGUGGUCGACAUGCCAGAGCAUGGUGGCCUGUGUCUCUUCUCCAGCGAAGAGCAAUGCCUUGAGCUCUGGGUCCGUGACGGCAUCGGUGGAUGGGUGGUCAAGAAGGAUUUUCCCUUGCUGAAUGACUGGAUGAAGAAGGUCCGCCGUGCUGAGUGGAUGAAGAGGGUACGCGUCUUGGCGGUGAGGGCUGGCUAUGUCUACAUGGAGUUCUGGUCAAUAAGGAAGGCUAAUUCCUACUUUCUUGUGUUCAAUAUGAGAACCAAGAAGAUGUCAGUGUUCCCCAACAACGCAGAAGACCCUCAUAGAGGUUCUGCAUUUCCAUUCUUCAUGCGCUUGGAGCCUCUGCUUGGACCAGAUGAGGAUCAGAAUGUUCAUCUAAAUGUUUAAUGCACUAGAGAGGGUAGCCAUUGAUUUGCUAUUUUGUGGUGGCAUAGAUUUCAUCUGGUACUUCAGCAAUGCAUUGUACUAGUAACCUCAAUAUUCUGACUCCUAGCCUGUAAAUAAUUCACAUUAAUUUGCAUGCUGCUCUGGCACAAACUAAAGUAAUUUCUUUGCAUUUCUGGUCAAAUUAUCGCCUCUAGGUUUUGCGAAAUGAUCCAGAAAUCCUUUGGACAUGGAACUGCUGCAGCUGGUUUAGUACCAUCCAUUUCUUCUAAUAUCUUCAGAACUGUUCUUCUCGAGAUUUGAAAUGAAGUAUAGUUAUAUCUGCAUGUAUGAAUUAUCUUUGUGGCAAUAGCUUCCAUGAUGUGAUGUGUCAUGACUCGUAUGUUAACUAUGACAUCGUUUUGCUGUUAAUUAAAUGAAACUUUUAUGGAUUAGUUUAAUGUCAGUUCCAUUUUCAUGUUUGCUA